Molecule: messenger RNA, 2357 nt
Organism: Monomorium pharaonis (pharaoh ant)
Lineage: Eukaryota; Metazoa; Arthropoda; Insecta; Hymenoptera; Formicidae
Product: minor histocompatibility antigen H13
Exons: 6
Coding region: 36-1169 (377 amino acids)
Biological process (GO): membrane protein proteolysis
Cellular component (GO): lumenal side of endoplasmic reticulum membrane; cytoplasmic side of endoplasmic reticulum membrane; membrane
Molecular function (GO): aspartic endopeptidase activity, intramembrane cleaving
Source: RefSeq, a predicted model, not a curated record
CCCGAUGCCCCAGCGAUUGUGUCGACGUAUUCAAGAUGGCGAGCAGGGUGAGCGAAAUCAUGGCACAGGCAAACGAAAACUUAACGGAAUACCAAAAUGCAAGUACAGCAAGAACACCGUCGACGCCCGAAGGAAUGGCGAUUGCGUACGGUAGUCUCAUUAUUAUGGCCAUUUUACCGAUUUUCUUUGGUAGCUAUCGUGCGGUCAAACACCAUAAGGAACAGCAGCAAUUGUAUAAAACCAGUGGCGAGCAGCCUGACACGAUGUCCCGCAGAGAAGCUGCCAUGUUUCCUCUCAUUUCUAGUAUUACUUUAGUUGGGUUGUAUAUAUUAUAUAAGGUAUUUGCAAAGGAGUAUGUUAAUCUGAUAUUAGCUGGAUAUUUCUUCUUUCUUGGUAUUUUAGCCUUGUGUCAUCUUACAAGCCCAUUGAUUUCGUCAUUAGUACCUGCUGCGAUUCCAAAGACACAAUAUCAUAUUUUAUUUACCCAAGGAAAGGAUGAUAAAGAAGAGCAUGUAAUUAAUUACAAAUUUAAUCUCCAUGACAUUGUGUGCCUUGUGUGCUGCUCACUUGUAGGUGCUUGGUAUCUUUUGAAAAAACACUGGAUAGCUAACAAUCUGUUUGGCAUAGCAUUUGCCAUUAAUGGAGUCGAGUUGUUACAUCUCAACAAUGUCGUGACUGGGUGCAUUUUACUUUGUGGUCUUCUGUUUUAUGAUGCUUUUUGGGUGUUUGGUACAGAUGUAAUGGUGACAGUUGCAAAGUCCUUUGAAGUGCCCAUUAAACUUGUGUUUCCGCAAGAUCUCUUAGAAAAGGGAUUGAAUGCUGGUAACUUUGCCAUGUUGGGAUUAGGUGAUAUUGUAUUACCUGGUAUUUUUAUUGCCUUACUCUUGCGAUUCGACAACAGUUUGAGCAGGAAGACCAACAUCUACUUCUAUUCAACAUUUUUUGCAUACUUUAUGGGAUUACUCGCCACCAUGACGAUUAUGCACUUAUUUAAUCAUGCACAACCUGCUCUGCUGUAUUUAGUACCUGCAUGCGUAGGCACGCCAUUGCUCUUGGCGUUGAUCAAGGGAGACCUUAAGGCGCUAUUUUCAUAUGAAGAUCAUCCGUCACCACCUACGAAUGUGCGACAAUCUGAACAGACACGAGUUGAAGUGAAAAAGGAUAAAUAAUAACCUAAUUUAAUGCAAAGAGCACACAGUGCAAUUUACGACAUUAUCCUCUAAUUAUCUUUCGAGUUCAUUGUGCGUAUGGAAAAGGGAAAAAAUAAGUAAUAGUUAAUAAUUUGUGCUCAGAACAUACAAUCACGCAUUGUAAAAUACAAUAUUUUAUAAUUAUAUCUUGCAUGUGCAUAAAUUGCAAGAUAUAUCGACAUGAUUCACAAUGCGUUCGCGGAUAUUGUUUCGCUCUGAAGAGGAAGAAUCCAGAAGGAUUUAGAACUGUGAUAUCCAAGAGCGCCAUUUCAUUUGCAUGUAAAAGAAAAUCUUUAUCAUUUAUGUAUGGUAUCGAUGAUCAACGUUUCGAGAUAGUGCAAUAGAAAAAGGCACUGUUAAAAGUGUUAACGAUAAAGAAUUUCAUUGUUUUAUUGCUUGAGAGAAAGAAAGAGUAGAAUAAAAAUACUUUCAAUUGAUUUAUAUUUUGUAUGCAGUAUGUACGAUAGACUGCUAUAACGAGUCUACUUGAGUUUUGCGUGUUUAUGGUGCAUUGUAUAAUUUAAAAUUUUUUAAAUUUAAUUUAAUAAAAGUUUCAAUUCUACUAAUUCCAAUUAUCUAUAAGUUUUUACUAAUAUUCUAGAAUUUCUGAUAACUUUUUUACCAUGUGUGAGUGAUAAUCACAAAUUGUAAAUGUAAAAAUAAUUUUGUUUCUUUGCGACGCAUUAAACGAAUUAAUAUUAAGUAUCAGGAAAAAGAAUAGGCCUCGUCUACAAUGAGUUGUAAGGGAGGAGUCCCAUGAUGCGGAUUAUGCGGAACAAACGGAUCACCAAUCGUAGGACCAUUUCGACGGAAUCUUUGAAAGAGUUCUAUCAGAAUGAUCCACUCGUUCCACUUCCGCAUAAUCCGCUUCAUGGGGGUCCACCUUUAGUCGUUGGCCGUAAAAAAUCUAGCCAAUCACAAUUGAUCUUAGAGAAGAAUAAGCGAACAUGAUGGUUUAAAUUUCUUACCAACAACGACUCAUUGUAAAUGAAGCUUAAGAAGUUAUUUCCUAUGAAAUUAUUAUAAUGAGAUGUUAAGCAUGUAUGUACAUACAAUAUUGUACUUGUAGUACUCAAAAACAUACAUACAUACAUACAUGCGCGCGCGCGCGUGUGUGUGCGUGUGUGACAAAUAUUUAAUGAAUUUAUUAAAAUAAAUGUAUUGAAA